UGUCCGCCAACAAUUGUCUUUACACAACUCAUCAAUUAGAACGAUGUGGAGUGAUAUCAAUCUGAAACCUUUGUCUGUUCAGUUCAAAGUUACGAACGAUUUAUUUACAAUCAUUUAAACAACAAACUCACGACUUAAGUCGAUGGCUAUAAAUAAAUUCAGACAGUUUAUAUAAAGAAGACAAGAACACAAAUUCAUCAUGUCAGUAGAACAACUUUCAGAAGAACAGAUUGCAGAAUUCAAAGAGGCAUUCAGCCUGUUCGACAAAGAUGGCGACGGUACCAUAACUGCUAAGGAACUAGGAACAGUGAUGAGGUCGUUAGGUCAACAUCCGACCGAAUCAGAGCUCAGAGACAUGAUUAACGAGGUCGAUACUGAAGGUAACGGUACAAUAGAUUUCCCAGAAUUUUUAUCAAUGAUGGUGAGACAACUGCGUGAUUCCACUGACGACGAAGAACUUCGAGAGGCCUUCAAAGUGUUCGACAAGGACGGGAAUGGUUUUAUCAGCGCUACGGAAUUGAGACACGUUAUGAUCAGUUUAGGGGAAAAGCUAACAGAAGAGGAGGUGGAUGAAAUGAUAAAGGAGGCAGAUACAAAUGGAGACAAUCAGAUCGAUUAUGAAGUCUUUGUGAACACGAUGUUAAAACAGAAUUGAUGGUAAGACAAACACAAUUUUUACAAUACAUCUACACGCAAAGGACAAUAUGACAAUUGUGUUUGAACAUUCAGUCAUCUAGAUAUGUACAUACAACACAGUGUUCACCCAGGACGGAGCUACAUUUUACUAUAUGUCACAUACACUCGACAUCCUACAGGAGGUUGGUACCAACAGAUUUGUGCCCGGAAGCUAGAUCUGUUUUACUAUUACGAAGGACUUGCUUAGAAACACUACCUGGGAAUG
This is a messenger RNA of Ylistrum balloti, 901 nucleotides long. RefSeq names its product calmodulin-A-like. The transcript has 5 exons. The record is from RefSeq and is a predicted model, not a curated record. The coding region runs from base 200 to 655 and encodes 151 amino acids. Gene Ontology annotation, molecular function: calcium ion binding; enzyme regulator activity. NCBI's taxonomy places the organism in Eukaryota, Metazoa, Mollusca, Bivalvia, Pectinida, Pectinidae.